AUGCCUCCUACUACCGUAAACAGGAAACAGUACGAUUAUUUGGUUAUUGGGGGAGGAAGUGGUGGACUAGCUUCAGCUAGACGAGCAGGUAGUUAUGGUUUAAAGGUUGGUUUGAUAGAAUCAAGUGGGCGUUUAGGUGGAACUUGUGUGAACGUCGGUUGCGUUCCCAAAAAGAUCAUGUUUAAUACCGCUUCUGUUAUGGAAUCCCUCCAUGAUGCAAAGCAAUAUGGUUUUGAUUUACCAUCAAUUCCAAAAUUCGAUUGGAAUUAUCUCAAGCAAAAGCGAGAUGCAUAUAUAAAACGUCUCAAUGGAAUUUAUUUAAAUAACUUAAAUAAGGAUAAAGUCGAUUACAUUGAGGGAAACGCUAGUUUCGUAAGCAAAAAUGUUGUGAAAGUGGAACAUAAUGGAAAUAUUGAAGAAAUCGAGGCAAAAAAAAUAUUGAUUGCUACAGGUGGACAUCCACAUAUUCCUCAUGAGAUACCUGGUGCUAAACUUGGUAUUUCAAGUGAUGGUUUCUUCGAUCUUGAAGAGCAACCAAAAAGAGUUAUGGUCAUUGGGACUGGGUACAUUGGUGUUGAAUUAGCUGGUAUAUUUAAUACUUUAGGUAGUGAUACUACAAUUGUUUCCCGUUCAGGUGAAAUUUUACGUCAUUUUGAUCCAAUUAUCAAAGACACACUUCUUGAUCAAAUAAAAAAGGAAGGUUUACGAGUUUUAACCCACGGUCAUGUUCAAAGUCUUACGCGUGAUUCACCAGAUGGACCCAUUAAGGUUCAGUUUAACUCAAAAGAAACUAAUGACACGACUGAGGAAUUUGAUACUCUUUUAUGGGCGAUUGGAAGGGAACCAAAUACUAAAAAUUUAAAUUUAGAAAAUACUAGCGUUAAACUAAAUGAUGACGGUUAUAUUAUUUGUGAUGAGUAUCAAAAUACGUCUGAUGAGGAAAUUUAUGCUCUGGGGGAUGUUUGCGGAGUUGCACAAUUAACGCCUGUUGCAAUCGCAGCUGGACGUCGAUUGUCAGACAGACUUUAUGGUGGUCCAAUGUUUACUAACUCCAAACUUGAUUACAAUAAUAUUCCUACUGUCAUAUUUCAUGGUACUUGUGGAGCAGUGGGCCUUACUGAACCAGAAGCUCAAAAAAAAUUUGGCAACGAAAAUGUUAAAGCUUACACUUCCAAGUUUGUAAAUUUGUAUAAUUCAAUGACAGAGCACAAACCAGUAACAGCGUAUAAACUUGUUGUUGUUGGUAAAGAAGAAAAGGUUGUUGGUGUUCAUCUCGUUGGACGGGAUUCCGCUGAAAUAUUACAAGGAUUUUCGGUUGCCGUAAAAAUGGGUGCUACAAAAAAUGAUUUUGACAAUACAGUUGCAAUACAUCCUACAGCCGCUGAAGAAUUGGUAACAAUGAGAUGA
Molecule: messenger RNA, 1407 nt
Organism: Rhizophagus irregularis DAOM 181602=DAOM 197198
Lineage: Eukaryota; Fungi; Glomeromycota; Glomeromycetes; Glomerales; Glomeraceae
Biological process (GO): glutathione metabolic process; cell redox homeostasis; cellular response to oxidative stress
Cellular component (GO): cytosol; mitochondrion
Molecular function (GO): flavin adenine dinucleotide binding; NADP binding; glutathione-disulfide reductase (NADPH) activity
Source: RefSeq, a predicted model, not a curated record